Molecule: messenger RNA, 3170 nt
Organism: Parasteatoda tepidariorum (common house spider)
Lineage: Eukaryota; Metazoa; Arthropoda; Arachnida; Araneae; Theridiidae
Product: flotillin-1
Biological process (GO): protein localization to plasma membrane; positive regulation of endocytosis; regulation of receptor internalization
Cellular component (GO): flotillin complex; plasma membrane; cytoplasmic vesicle
Molecular function (GO): protease binding
Source: RefSeq, a predicted model, not a curated record
AUGGGUAGUAUGUUUUCAUUUAUUGUUAUGAUGCCCAGAUUUUGAAAAAUGCCAGGAUUUUUGACUUGUGGGCCAAAUGAAGCAUUAGUAGUUUCAGGAUGCUGUUUGCAAAACCCAACCAUUGUCCCUGGAGGCCGUGUCUUUGUUUGGCCAUUUAUUCAAAGAGCCCAAAAAUUAACGUUAAAUACCAUGACUCUGUCUAUCGAAAGUCCCAAAGUAUACACACAGCAAGGAGUUCCAAUAUCAGUUACUGGAAUAGCACAAAUUGAGUUUCACUUUUGUUUAGACAUUUGUUUGCAACGAAAUUCAGAUGUAAUGUCAAAAUUCAAGGACAGAAUAUGGAAAUGCUCAGAGCUGCAUGUGAGCAGUUUUUGGGUAAAACCAGUAAACAGAUUAUGGACAUAGCUAAAGAAACAUUAGAAGGUCAUCAACGUGCAAUUAUGUGUACUAUGUCUGUUGAGGAAAUAUAUAAAGAUCGUAAAAAGUUUUCAAAACAAGUAUUUGAAGUUGCUUCUUCAGAUUUAAUCAACAUGGGUAUAACAGUUGUUUCAUACACUAUCAAAGAUAUCAGUGAUGAUCAGGGUUAUUUAAAAUCUCUCGGAAUGUCUCGAACUGCACAAGUAAAACGUGAUGCUCGCAUUGGAGAGGCUGAGGCUCGGCGUGACUCUCAAAUUAAGGAAGCAUUAGCAGAGGAAGAACGGAUGGCUGCUCGUUAUGUAAAUGAUACUGAAAUCGCCAAAGCACAAAGAGAUUUUGAACUUAAAAAAGCUGCUUACGAUAUGGAAGUGAACACAAAAAGAGCUGAGUCAGAUUUGGCAUUUAACUUGCAAGCUGCUAAAACUCGUCAAAAAAUCAAGGAAGAGCAGAUGCAGGUUAAAGUGAUCGAAAGAGCUCAGGAAAUACAAGUACAAGAGCAAGAAAUAUUGCGCAGGGAAAGAGAGCUGGAGGCUACAGUUAGACGACCUGCUGAGGCAGAAAAAUAUCGAUUAGAAAAACUGGCCGAAGCUAAUAGAAAUCGAGUGAUUAUGGAAGCAGAAGCUGAGGCUGAAGCAAUUAGACUAAGAGGAGAAGCUGAAGCCUUUGCAGUAGAAGCCAAAGCUAAAGCAGAAGCUGAACAAAUGGCUAAAAAAGCUGAUGCAUUUAAAGAAUACAGAGAUGCUGCAAUGGUAGAUAUGGUUCUGGACACACUGCCAAAGAUUGCUGCUGAAGUUGCUGCACCACUUACUCAAUGCAAUCGAGUAGUCAUGGUGUCGGACGGGAAGGGUGAUAUGGGGGCUGGAAAAUUGACGGGAGAAGUCCUAGAUAUUAUAGCAAAUGUUCCACAUGUAGUUUCUAAACUGACUGGUGUAAACAUAACUAAUUCUUUGAAAGUCGCUCAAGCUGCCACAUAGAAUAUUUAUGAAUCAAAGCUACAAAAGCACAUUAAAUGUAUGUUAACACGAUUGAACCAACAAUUUGCUAAACCGAAAUUAUUAUGUAUUGUUUAAUAUUAAUUUUUUAAGCAUUUUUUAUAUGUUUAUUAUGCAUGUCAUGAAAUAAAAAUGUAAAGCACUUAUUUAUAUUUAAUGGUAUUAUUUCUCCCUAUUAUGUCCAUUUAUGUUUAAGAUAAUGUGUGACGAUUUCUAAACAUACAUCUUAGUUCAUAUUUAUUUACAUAAAUUAAAUCUUUAUAAAUAUUAAUAUCUAUUUUCAAACUAUUUGCUUGCAUCCUUUUUGAACAGGAUAUUUUCAAUGCUGAAAUUUUAUUACGUGAACACAUAUUUGUUUGCUAAUUUAAAAAUAAAUUAUUAGGAUUAUUUUAAAUUUGUAAAUGCAUCAUGAAACUAAAAAUAUAUUGUUUAAUAAAUAAAUUUUGUUAUUUUUAAUGAACGAUAAGUGUUUUUCAGUAGUCUGCUAAUAAUGAUAAAUUUCUAGGAAUAAUAUGAGUGUUUUAAGCACAAUCGUUAUAAAACUUUAAUAUCUUAAUAUUUUUACUAACUUAGUGUUACAAAGAAAAAAGAAUUUCAAAAUCAGAAAUUCAAGACUGUCAUAAAAUUAGUGUGUAUUUAUAGGAAGAUAAGGAUUUAUACUUGUUGCUUGUUCAAGUUUUAGGGAGGGUUUCAGAAGUACUUGUAUAAAUAAAACGUAAGGAAUAUUUUAAUACAUUCAGAAGUGAUUGUGUAUUAGUGAUUGUUAAGAUAAUUAAAGUUUUCGAUUGUAAUUAUUGAUAUCAAAAUCUAUAAAUAAACAAUUCUAUAAUUAAUGUCCAAAAAAGAGCUUUUAUAGUGUAGGUAAAUAUACACAGAUGUUUAUAAAAUUUCUUGUAAUAGUUAAUAUGUAUUUACUGCUAAGUAACAGUUUUAUACGUAGCAAUUUUCUUCCUGAUUAGAAAUUGGACUUAAAUUUAUAAAUAUUUUGUUUAUAACAAGUUUCUUACUCUAUUUUAAAAUUAAAAUUGCUUGACUACACAGCAACAACAGCUAUACACAGCAAUAUUUCAUUUACAAAAGUAUAUAUAAUAUUCAGUUAAAAACAACAACUUACAUUUUAAUAGAACUGUUUGCAUUUUGUAUGAAACAAAACUUUAUUAGGCAAAGGUUUAAUGUGUAUACUUAAUAAAAAGCAAGUUUUUAAUUUAUAGAAGCAAUAUUUUGUUCAAGAACUGAAAAAAAAAACCUUAAAGUUUCACUAUGUAAAAUAGUUAAUUAUUGAUCAGGUCGGUUAUAUAGUCACAAUAUAAUAUCUUACUGGUGGUUAAGAAACAAAAUUUAUAAUUAUUCUAAUUAAUAAAAGUAUUGAUCUGUAAAUAUAGUUACAUUUAAGAAAAAAAAUUUUAACAAGAAAUUUUUAAACAAAACUACUUUGCAAUAACUAAUACUUUAAUUUUUAUAAAUUUAGGAAAAUUUAACCAUUCUGCAGUGCUUAAUAUUUAGUGUGUGUGUUUUAGUCUUCAUUUAAAAUCCAUUGGAAUAAAGAUAAAAAUUUUAGUUAUUUUCACUUUUUUGUCAUAAAUUUUAUUAUAUAUUCUCAAUAUAAAAUAUGCAUAUCCAUUUUUUGAGAAAUUUUUCAUUGACUAUGAAAUUUCGUGUGUGUUUUUCCUUCCAUUGUCCUUUAAUAUUUGUUUAAUAUUCAUUUUAGAUUUGAUGUCAAUUUUCUUGUAUGUUUCUUUGUGAAAUAAAAAGAAAAACCUU